Messenger RNA from Hydractinia symbiolongicarpus, 5632 nucleotides. RefSeq names its product lysophosphatidic acid phosphatase type 6-like. Gene Ontology annotation, molecular function: phosphatase activity. Lineage: Eukaryota; Metazoa; Cnidaria; Hydrozoa; Anthoathecata; Hydractiniidae. The record is from RefSeq and is a predicted model, not a curated record. The coding region runs from base 3171 to 4433 and encodes 420 amino acids. Gene Ontology annotation, biological process: dephosphorylation. The transcript has 10 exons.
CCUACACUUUCAAACAUCAAAGUUGCAAUGAGGUUUUAGAAUACAUAAAAUGCACCAUUUUCUAGAUGAUCUAUAAACAGUCCAUUUUGCAAAAUUCUAGGUAGACAACGCUAUAGCUAUAAAUAAUUUAUCUGUUUAAUUCACUCUGAAUACUCCUUUUGAAGUGAUGCUCCAAGAUGAUCAUCCACAAUACUGUCUUCAUGGCCAUGCAUGCCACCCAAUACACCCACCAGUCUCAUUCAUCCAUGCCAUAACAAUUUUUUAUCUAGCAUUUAACUAGCUAGCUAUACAUAUCCAGGUACUAUAUCGUGUUUUGUUUAUUUUUGCUGCUAAUAAAGCUUUUUCUCCUAAAAUCAGCCCAUGCAGCAAUUGUGUAGGUCCCACCAGUAAAAUUCAUUUGCCCUCCCUUGUGUCAUUAAUUUUAUUUUAGUGAUUUAUAUGGUUACCCUCAUUAAUUUUGUAAACAGAGUAAAUGAAACUUUAGUAUGUUAUUGCCAGUGACCCUGCUUAUAAAAUUAAUUCAGUCCAACCAGUAAAAUUCAUCACAGUUUACUUCCGAUCCUUUUACAAUUCUCAAUAGGAACAUUUUAACACAAGAUACAUUUAUUUAAAAAUAGUAAUUUAAAACUGUGAACUUGUGUGUUGUUUCCAGUAGAGAGCGAAAAGGUAGUUCUAAAGAGUUUAAAGCUCCCUUAAAGUUCCCAUGUAAUCUUACAGAAAUAUCUAAAUUAUUUUGCCAAGACAGCAGCCUACAAAGACCUUUCGGUCAUAAGUUGAACACUGACUCUUAUCUCAUCUGUCUUGAGCUAUCUUAACCCUAUGUUGACCUGAAGUGUAUGGUGAUGAGUUAAACGGAUUUUUCAGAUUUUUUGCUUUUAUUCUAAAAUUUCAAGCUUACCUCACACUUAGAAAAACGUAAUCGAAAAUCAACUUAAAGUAUUACAAAAAUAAUAUUUUUUUAUAUACUUGCUUGAUUUGUUUUGAGAAUUUAAAUAAAUUCCUUUGUGGAAGGGCUUGUGCAUCAUUUACCAGAUGGUUUCACUAUCUUAUUCGCUGCUCAGGAUUUUAUAUCUACAAAGCAGUUUUAUAUAUUUAUAUAUAUGCGCAGUUGUUUUUGUUUUGUUUUUUAAUAUUUGUAAGAGAUAUAUACUGAAGAUAAGCUUAUAGCAGGUGAUGAAUAUAAGCAAUAACUCUUUACUACUUUCCUCAUGGAAAACUCUGCAAAAGUGUAGGAAACGUACAAGAAUGCCCACAUAGACACAGCUUUUGUUGUUUACAAUUUGAGUUGGCAAGUGUUUUUUUUUUCAAGGUUCGAAUUAGAAAAGUAAGGUUGGUUAGCAAAAAUUUCGGCACUCUGUAACGAAGUAAACCAUCAUCUAGAUGUGGCCUGGGAACAUCAUAGAUAAAUUACUAUUGGCUAGUUUAUUACUACUUGUUUUUCGACAUACUCGACUCGUUUUUCGACGAGAAUUUGUAUUUUUUUGUGACCUGCGAGCUUUACUUUCCUGCCUUAUUUUUUUUUUGUUUGAGACAAGUGGGGGACGUUUAAACUCGUGAACCUCAAACCAAGAACUGACCGUAAAAAAGAAAAAAAAUGUUGGAUUGUUGAGAGACUAAACAACCCAAACUAAUUCGAAUACAAACAGUGAAAACAAAACUUUUCCAAGGUAAUCACUGUUAUUAUCUUGUAAAUGUUUAAAAUGUAAGUGUUUUAAACACUUUUCAUCACACUCAUGCUGACAGUAGGAACACUUUUUUAUAGAACAAAAAUUAUAAACAGGGCUGACUUUAUGAUAUUUUUUGUUAUAGCAUCAGUAUUUUGCAUCAUCCAUAUUUUGUAUCCUGUGUCCCACGUCCCAAAAUCAGGGUCUCUUAUCCCAGUGUCAGAGUUCCACGCCCCAAGUCUCACGUCUAGAGUCCCACUUGUAGAUUGCUUUGAAAAUUUAUAAAACAAUACCCUAGAAGGCUAAUACGGCUUCUUUACAGGGUAAUCCCCUUUAAUGUAAUCAGAUGUAAAAGUGGUCCUAAAAAGAUAAAAUAAAACAUGCGCAUAAAGCUUUUUUAAUAACAAUAGUUUUGGGCUUGAUUAUUUCAGGUAAUUAACAAGCCAUUAACCAUCGUGCUAAUACCUAAUGAGAUUUUAUUUUCAAUAAGUUUUACAAAAAAACUCACUGUUAUGAGAAAAAAAUUACUGUAUUGUUUUAUUGCAAAACUAUUGUUAAACCACUUGCAACAUAGCUCUGGCAAGAUCAUUAAAGUAAUUACCUAUGAAGUAACCAUAACUUGUUCUAAAAUAAUGAAAACGCAAAAUUCACUGUAUUUUGUGUGAAUAAUCAUAAUAACUCAUCCUGCUUAAAAUCUCUAUAUUGAGUCCUAAAAUAAGCAGAGAAAACCAAUGAAGCUUAACUGUUGCUGCAUUGUGAAAUGAAAAAUAUAUACAAUCUCAAUAUUUUACUAAAAAAGUUAUAAAAACAUUCUUGCUUUAAAAUUGCUGAAAUACUCAAUGAUUAUAUUUCCACAUUCUACAAACCAGUUGUGAUGUUUCUUAUGAAACCUUCCAUUAGUCAUGUUUGUGCUUUCCUUAAUACAAUUCUCGUGAUUUGUACACGAUCUACGACAAUUUUGCUUUUAACAAUCCAGUUUCCAAUGCUUUUUCAAGCGAUCCACAAAUUGUUUUUGUUUUGGUGAUCCCGUUAAGACAGUCUUUAAAUGCCUUACAGAGGUUUUUUUUUUUGUUUUUUGCAAUCAUGUUUUAAUUUUUUUCAAGUGAUCUACUUUGCCUUCUUUAUUUUGUUUUAAUAGUUUUCGACAAGUUACAUUGGGUUUUUCAAGAAGUCUGUUUGGAUUUAAAUAAAUAUUGAUUUGUCACAUUUAGCUUGGCUAACAUUGAUUAAUAAUAAUUUUUCUUGUGUUUUUUAGCUUUAACCAUGUUCCAUCUUGCAAAAACCUUGUCUUUUGGGACACCAAUUUUAUCUAUUGUUAUUUAUUGCAAGAACAGAAAGAAUCUUUUUUCCACUCAUGUUCAAGCAGCUGAAAAUGAAAUGUGCUUAAUUGUCUUGGUUACUCAGUAAAAACACACUUAUUAAUCGAGAAUAUUGUAUUAUGGCACAUUUUGGUAUACAACAUCAUCCGCAUGGAACGCAAUUUGUAAAUUUGGGGAAUGGAUUGGGAUGCCGGCUUUAACCAUGUUCCAUCUUGCAAAAACCUUGUCUUUUGGGACACCAAUUUUAUCUAUUGUUAUUUAUUGCAAGAACAGAAAGAAUCUUUUUUCCACUCAUGUUCAAGCAGCUGAAAAUGAAAUGUGCUUACAACAGGUUCAAGUUAUCUUUCGACAUGGUGCACGGACACCACUAGUAAACUUAAAUUAUUCUUAUGAUAUUCCUAAUAUUGAAGAGUCAAUCUGGGAUGCUGAAUCUUUAAUGCAAAAAAACUCGAAAGUGGAUGUUAGAUAUAAAUUAAUGCUAGACAAUGGCAUGGAAGCUUCAAAAUCAGAAGCAGAAAGUGUAUACUUAAACCGUGGAACAUUGCGGGGUGGCUGUUAUACAGGCCAGUUAACAGCAAUUGGCAAAGAAGGAAUGUAUAAUGUCGGCAAGUUACUAGCUAAAGAAUACAUUCAUAAACAUGACUUGAUAUCUCCUGUGUACUCACCAACUGAAGUUUAUGUCAGAAGUUCAAAUAUUAAAAGAACAAUUUUAUCAGCUACUUCACUGUUAGCUGGGCUCUAUGGCAAAGAAAACAUCCCAGAACCUGUGCAAAUGUUUACCAAACCGCCAACAGAAGAAGAUAUCUACCCAAAUUGGGGACAGUGCAAUAAUUUAAAAAUAUGGGCAAAUUAUGUUAUGAGGAAUCAUGAUUGCUUGCCUGGACAUAAGGAAGACCAAGAAAAAAUCCAUAAAUUGAUUGGUGGUGAAGAUGAUAAGCCUCUUCAUUUUAUUGCUUUACUUGAUUACAUCUAUUGUCGAAAGGCACACAGAAUACCUAUUCCUCUUGAUUUACUUGCUGAAGAAAAGCUCAUUGUAAAAAGGGCUUCGGAACUACAAGCUCAUGUGAUUGGUGGAGAAAACAAUUCAAUGUUAGCAUGUGGUAUUGGAUCACUUAUCAAUACUUUCUGUUGUCGUAUUACAGAAUGGAUAAAUGAACCCAGGGAAUCGAAGUUGUUAUUAUACUCUGCACACGACACUACAUUAAUUGCUAUACUUAAUGUAUUGGAUGUUUUUAAUAAGCAAUGGCCACCGUUUGGGUCUUAUCUAGCGUUGGAACUAUACAAGCGAAAGGAUUCAAAGUUUUUCAUUCGCGUAGUGUAUAAUGGAGAAGCAUUGAUUGUGGACAAAGAACAUGGAAAUGAAUUUAUUGCUGUGGAUAAAUUUUUAAAUUUGGUUGGUAAAUAUCGCGUAGAAGACUGGGCACUAACAUGUGGAAAUAAAGCACCCUAAAGACAACAAUAUUUUCGAUGUAACAAAUUUUUGUGAAUAUUCUCUAUUUUUGGCAAAUAUCACAAAAUAAAUUUUUAUGGUUGCUAAUCUUCGAAUAAAGACCCAAGCUAAAUUUGCAUGAAACUAUACUUUAUGUUAAAAAAACUAAUAAGAGGGCCAGAUUACUCACUUUGUCCCCAGGUUGCUACUGGUCUAUUAUUUAAUCAUUUUUAAAUAAAAUCUACUCGAAACAGCAGGUAAAUUCUGCGAAAGUUGAUAAACACGUAAUAGCGUUUAUUUCAGGAUUUACAGUAUUCUAGAAAUCUAUUCUGUUAAAUAUUUGGAUAAUGCCUUAAAAUAUGUUUUUUUUUUUCGAGGUUGAAAACGCUUCUUACUGAAAAAAUACAUUCUAAUCCAUUCUUAUUUACUAUGAUACGUUAUUGUUACAAAUUUGUAUUAGUCUUUUCUAACCUUUGUCAUCAAGGUUGUCGCUUUUUAGAAUUUACAAAACAUUAAAAAAAUGGACAGGAUAAGUUUUUUUUUAUCAUAGCUAUAUUUUUAAAUUAUAUUGUAGUUUUUUUUAGUAUAUAUUUUUAAAUUUUUUAAAAUUAAUAUACAAGAAGUUAUUAAGAAAUUUAAUAUACAAGAAGUUAUGAAGAAAUUUAAUAUUUUAGGCAUGUGUGGGAUCGCUUUCUCUUAUAAUUUUGAAUGCAUUUCUUUGCACUAUUUUUAUGAAUCGUCAGUGAAGUGAAUUUAUGCGAAUACAUAUUAUUAAGUAUUUGAUUUUUCCUUUUUCUUUUAGAAAUUUUUUUGAAAAUGAUUUUGAUAAGUAAAUAUCGUAAAUACUUACGUUUUGACACCUUUACUUUUAAGCUUUGAUCUUUUUUCUUACGCAAUGAGAGGGUUAAAAGACAACUAAUUGUAAAACAAAAUAUUAGAAAAUAAAUGAAAUUAUUACGCAGCUUAUCUCUUGCGUUUAAUUUUGUGCAUCCUUAUAGCGCAUGUGCGUGUCUUUUUGUAACAAAUUACAGCUAGAAAUAAAUCCAACCCGUCCCCAGGACUCUUCACUUUUAUGAGAGUCCUAGGAACAAGGUUGUGGAAAGAACUAUGUUGACAUUUCCGUGUAACCAUUUUUUACUGGGAUUAUUUCACCCCGUUUGGACACAUAGUUGAACAAAAUUUUUUAAAGAAGGAAAACUAAGUUUUUAAAAAAAUUGCUU